Eruca vesicaria subsp. sativa (arugula) is the source of this 1268-nucleotide messenger RNA. The record is from the annotation of a GenBank genome assembly. NCBI's taxonomy places the organism in Eukaryota, Viridiplantae, Streptophyta, Magnoliopsida, Brassicales, Brassicaceae.
CAUUUUUCCGCUCCCGAUCGAAUUCUCCUCCUCCUCCCCCCUCAUUGCAAAUUCCCCUCGAGGAAGGAAACGUAACAACGUAAUCGGAGGGUUGAUUUUGAAGGCAGAGGAAGUAAGUUAUGGGGGAUCAUCUGGUGAGAGCGGAGGAAUUCGAGAAGAAAGCAGAGAAGAAGCUAAACGGAUGGGGAAUAUUCGGAUCUAAACACGAAGAUGCUGCUGAUCUCCUCGAGAAAGCUGCUAAUUCCUAUAAACUCGCCAAAUCAUGGGAUCUAGCUGGAAAGGCUUAUAUUAAAGUUGCAGACUGUCACUUGAAGUCGGACAGCAAACAUGAUGCGGCUAAUGCUUAUGCGGAAGCUGCUAAGUGCUACAAGAAAGUUGACACUAAUGAGGCUGCAUCUUGUCUAGAGCGAGCAGUGAAUAUAUUCUGCGAGAUUGGAAGGCUUAACAUGGCUGCCAGAUACUACAAGGAAAUUGCUGAGUAUUAUGAAGCAGACCAGAAGAUAGACCAGGCUAUUGAUUACUUUGAAAAGGCAGCUGAGUUCUUUCAAAAUGAAGAAGUGACCACUUCUGCUAACCAGUGCAAUCUUAAGGUGGCACAAUAUGCUUCCCAGUUGGAGCAAUAUGAGAAGGCAAUCAAGAUUUAUGAAGACAUAGCACGCCAUUCACUUGGGAAUAACUUGCUUAAGUAUGGAGUUAAGGGCCAUCUUCUCAAUGCUGGCAUGUGCCACCUUUGCAAAGCUGAUGUUGUUUCCAUCACCAAUGCUCUCGAGAAAUAUCAGGAUCUGGAUCCAACUUUUACAGGAACACGAGAAUGCAAAUUCUUAUCGGACCUUGCUUCUGCAAUCGAUGAAGAAGACAUCGCAAAGUUCACAGACGUUGUCAAGGAAUUUGAUAGCAUGACUCCUCUGGACUCAUGGAAGACAACUAUGUUGUUGAGGGUGAAGGAGAAGCUGAAGGCAAAGGAGCUUGAAGAGGAUGAUCUUACCUAAUCAUAUCUUAUAUCCAUCCAUCCAAAUUUCAUUGCUGGUGUGUAAUUCAUCAUUUGUGUUCGUACUACUUCAUGUUUCACCCUUGGUUGAUUUUAUUGUCUCUGGUCUAUGAGUUUUUAAGGUUUCUUUUAAGAGGUUUGGUCAAAAAACGGGUUUGUUUGAUAUCACGACUACAUUUGUUACGUCUCUCAUCACUUCCAUCUAUGUCAGCUACUUGGUGAUUUGAUUUGUGUACAUCUAAUAAGAUUUGUUUUCAUGAAAAAAAUUCAAAUAAGUUUU